AGAAGACAACCCGGAUGUUUUGGCUACCAGCUGGCUAGCAUUCAUGACGGAUUUUCCCAGAAGUUACACAUGUAUUUCUCUCAGCCGUUUAAAUAAGUAAAGAUACUCUGGUAUUUUGUAUAGUAAAUACCACGAUUUGUCCGUACAUUUGCUGUUUCGUGAGCUCUGUUUCAAGACGGUUUUUUUUUUCCAUUUCCCAUCCAAAUAAAACUAUGGUUAUUUGUCAAGCCUCCAAUAAGAAAGAAAACUUUGACGACGAAUUUUGAGUUGAAACAGCCAGAAGAGAAUGUUUAUUUUCAUUUAAAUACACCGUGUGAAAUACACCGAGAAGAAAAAUGUCAAAACAUUUCAAAAAGAGAAAACUAAAUAGGUUGUCUUCAUCUUCAGGCGAAGAAGAAGCGGGUUCAAACUGCCAAAAUGAUGCCUCCAAAAGGAAAAGUCACAAAAGAAAAAUUGACGAAAUGGAUCGAAAGAGCUCUAAAAAGGAACAGAAAAAAUCUCAUCAAGUUGACUCCCACAGCUCCCGCAAGAUAGCAAAGCCUGUUUACAGACUGUCAACAACAAAAGAACAGCAGAAAGUCUCUCCUAAAGAAGAGCAGCUUAAAAACAAGGGAUCCUUGCAAUUACACGGGGAAGGCCAAUCCAGUAUAUCUAGAACAACGAGGGAAAUUAAAACUGUGACAAGGGACCAGUCAAAGCCCAAUAAGGCAAGCUGUGCUGCUUUACUUAAUCAGACAAUAGAGAAGAAAUUGAAAGGCAAGUUUGAUAAAAAGUGCUCUCAGGGCAGCUAUUCCAAACUAAAAAAUGAGCAAAUGAGUAACAAGUUAGAUGCUGCUGAACACAGAGAUCACAGGCAGGGUUCAGAGAGGAGGAAUGGAUCAGCUAGGGAACCUUCAAGAUCCUCAUAUGACAGCAGGAAUAUUAAGACCCAAGAACCCAUCUCCUCCCACUACAAACAUUUUCAAAAAUGGAGCAACAUGGAGCGAGACCAGAACACAAGUAAAAAUUAUCAGUAUAACAGAAGUACGAGUAUGGAUGCAAAAAAUCCCCCUACCACUGUCACACAGAAGUAUUGCAUUUCACCGAAACCCUCUACGACAGUGACAAACCCAAAGAAUUGGAAGAGCUUCACUUCAACCCCCGAGAGCAACAAAUCAGAGCCACCACCGUCCACUCUAAAACAAAUAGGCACUCUAAAAUGUUUGCCUUUAAAAUUCAAUUUCAAAAUACCAAAAAAGAGUCAGCCGUCACUUGCACACAGUUCACUCGGAAAUAAUAAUACGGUGUCUUCAAACCAAAACCUCAAGCUUAAGGAUAACAAAGACGGCUCUGGAGCGAAGAAAUUGGAGCCAGCAACGGUGGAACCUUGCAGGCUUUUGGCUGGUUCCUCCAAUUCUCCUUGUAAAGAACAAAGUAAGAGGUCAUCUUUGCCUGACCAUCUCCUAUCUGAACGCCCACCAGCAGGAGAUGCAAACUCUGAGCAAUUCUUUGAUCAGGGUCAGGUAGUUGAAGAGCUUCAUCUUGCUCGGUCUGAAAAGAGGCUGGAGGUAAAUGUGAAGCAGAGCUACGGUGAACUCACCGGCAUGGACAUAGAUUCUGCUGAGGAAGGAGCCGCAGAAACCAAUUACAGGGUUCCCAAACAGAAAACCCUAAUCUUGGUUCUGGACACCAACAUUCUCCUCAGUCACUUGGAUUAUGUGAAAAAAAUCCGAUCUUGUGGCCUUGAAGCAUUGGGAUUUCCAGUUGUCCUGAUCCCCUGGGUGGUUCUACAAGAGCUGGAUUCCCUUAAAAAUAGAAAAGGUCUGUCAGGAUCUGUCGCCCACCUUGCAACUCCGGCCAUCUCGUUUAUUUACACCUCUCUGAAGAAGCGGGAUCCCCACCUGUGGGGGCAGUCCAUGCAGCAGGCCACUCAGAUCAGCAAUGGUCUGAAUACCGAGAAUAAUGAUGACAGAGUGCUGCAGUGCUGCCUGCAAUACCAGAAUAUGUAUCCAGAGUGUGUCCUCAUCUUAUGCACUAAUGAUAAAAACUUGUCCAAUAAAGCUGUCCUGAGUGGAGUGAGGGCUCUUAGCAAAGUUGAUUUGGAGGCAGGGGUCAGGAGGUCAAAACAUGGCCAACAUUUCCUUCUUCACGUUCAGUCUCCUGUUCUGUCUCGUUUGAGCCAUAACAUCUCAUCUCCAGCGUUGAGCACAAGCUGCUCACCAGUCCAGCUUCCCAUUCAGGGAAGUAACUUUGCAAUUUCCAUAAUCCACCAGCAGUUAUUAGCACAUACCAACUGUGCACUUAAUCCACCUGUUAAUUCCCCAUCAGUGAAAGGAGACUUUAAGAAGGCAGAAUGGGAUCUCAGCAGAUAUCUGUGUGAACUGGAAGACAGUUUGCGAGAUGUGCUGUCUGAAGUGUUAGAAACCGAGAUGAAGGCGGCUUAUGACGAACUCUGGCAAGAGAUUGUUUAUAUAAAACCUCCCUGGAGUCUUCAAGAUGUCCUUCAGUGUUUUAAAAAGCACUGGAUUGCUGUCUUUGGACACCUUGUUCCACGGAAGAUGUUGGAAACUGUGGGAAACCUUAUCAACUUCUUUAGCUCAGGUGAAACCGUAUCAACUUUAGGGUUUCUACAAGAAACUAAGGAGUUAGUGAAAGCAUUUGGGAAAAGUUCAAGUUCAAAACUUGUCCCUGGUGCCAUCACUGUGAUCGAAAAUAUUUUGAAUAAGGCACAAUCACAGCACCAUGCAUCUGGGGAGCAGGAACUGUCUGCUGGUGAUGUUGUCAUGAAUGAUGACGAGUCUGUAGAUAAGCAGCCGGGAUCGGCUCACAUCUCUUCACAGAAAGUGUGGGCUGUGUUCGAGAAUAUCUGGUCUCAAGUGUGCCAAACUAGUUUGGAAGUGUUCAAAGCGCUCAGCUUUGACCCUCACACCAUGCAGGCCGCUACACCGAUGGGACGUCCUCCGCCGCCACAGGACGCUUUGGCCUGUUUGCACAGACUGUCCUCGAUGGUUUCACAGCUGCUGCAGGCGUUUGGCAGGGUCUUGUCUUCGACUCCGGGUUUAGAGGAAGUCCAGACACUUCUCAGUAUUAUUUACUCCAAUAAGCUCGUCAGUGAAGAAGCCAGAUUAACAGCUAAAGACCUUCUGGAUUGUUUCUCCCAACCAGACUACAGGGAGAAACUUGGAGUUGGAGGAAACCAGUUAUUGGAGCUAAAAAAGGCUUUGGAUGGUUGUGUUCAGACCACAGGGCAGAACUUUGCCUUCACCGCACCAUGCUGAUGAAACUCAGGGUCCCAUUAACAUCAACCACCGGCUUCCUGUAAAGACCUAACCUGUUCCUUCGAUUAAACCCUUUGAUGUUGACGGCA
Xiphophorus hellerii (green swordtail) is the source of this 3346-nucleotide messenger RNA. It is a transcript of the gene swt1, whose product is annotated as SWT1 RNA endoribonuclease homolog. Lineage: Eukaryota; Metazoa; Chordata; Actinopteri; Cyprinodontiformes; Poeciliidae. Gene Ontology annotation, cellular component: nucleus. The record is from RefSeq and is a predicted model, not a curated record. Bases 336 to 3257 code for a protein of 973 amino acids. The transcript is spliced from 18 exons.